Camellia sinensis is the source of this 1767-nucleotide messenger RNA. NCBI's taxonomy places the organism in Eukaryota, Viridiplantae, Streptophyta, Magnoliopsida, Ericales, Theaceae. The record is from RefSeq and is a predicted model, not a curated record.
AUGCUAGUUGGGAAUUGGCAUAGGGGAGUACUCUUUCGGGCGGCAUUGAAGGCGGUAUCUUCAUCUUUGUUGAGUGGCCAUGGUAAUGACAAAGAGAAGCAGUUAGUGUUCGAGGCUCAAGAAACUAUUGGAGUUCGAAGAGUAUUGGGUCUUAAUUGUAAUGGGAUGGACCAAGAAACAAUUCAGAGAUGUUUCGGUAGGAGUAGGAAGUGGAGGAAGAUUAAAGUUGUGCUCAGAGAUAGAAGUGUUGAUAUAGCGUUUUUCCAAGAAUCUAAGAAGCAUAAGUUGAAAGAAGCUGAGGAGGAACUCCAUUCUCUUGAUUUAUGUGCUGAGUAUAGAGAUCUAGAUGAUGGUGAAAAAAGUAAAAGGCAGGCAUUAAAGGGAGAGGUGUGGCUAUGGAGGAAAAAAGAUGAAUGGUUGUGGUUACAAAAGUCAAGGAUGUCAUGGGCUUUGAAGGAGGAUAGAAACACUAGAUUUUUUCAUAUUAUGGCAUCCAGUCGGCAAAGUAAGAUUCUGAUCAACAUUUUAUGUGUAGAUGAAGUUCAGUAUGAUGAGCCAACAAGUAUCAGAAGGGAGGUUAGGCCUACAUUGGAUGGGUCCUUUAAGUCUAUUGGGGCUACAGCUAUAGUGGCCGAACUUGAAUCUGAGUUUUCAAAGGAUGAAAUAUGGGCUGCAAAUGCGUUUAAACCAGAUAUUCUGCAAUUUUUCAAGGAGGUCCACAUGCAUGGGAAGUUAAUAAAAGGUAUUAUUAAUUCCUUCAUUACUUUAAUUCCUAAGAAGGACUGUCCUGAGUCCUUAGCAGAUUAUUGCCCUAUUAGCUUGAUUGGUUUUUUGUACAAAGUACUAUCUAAGAUGCUAGCAAAUAGAGUGAAGAAAGUUAUUCCUAAGGUGGUUAGUAACGUACAAUCUGCAUUUCUAAAAGGAAGAAAUGUUCUAGAUGGAGUUUUGAUUGCUAACGAAGUUGUGGAUUUGUGGAAAAAGAAGCAUGAGAAGGGGGUGAUACUAAAAAUUGAUUUUAAAAAGGCCUAUGAUUCAGUGAACUGGGGUUUUUUUGUUGCAUAUGAUGAGGGGCUUUGGUUUUGGGGAUGGAUAUGUCAGCUGGAUCAAGGAUCUUUGGGUUUGGUCAAAGGAAUAACACUUAGAGAUGGUGAUGAAGCUAUCACCCACCUACAGUUUGCGGACGACACUAUUAUUUUUUGUGAAGCUGAAAGGAGGGAACUGCUAACCAUCAAAAGAAUUCUCCGAGGUUUCGAGAUUAUGUCUGGGCUUAAGGUUAAUUUUCAUAAGAGUAGUGUGUGUGGUGUAGGAGUGACUGAUAUGGAAGUAUCUGAAUUUGCAGAUCUUCUUCACUGCAGAAGGCAGAAGCUUCCGUUUACUUAUCUUAGGUUGUUAUUGGGUGCAAGUCCCCGAAGAGUAGCCACAUGGAAGCUAGUAAUUGAGAGGUAUGGGUCUUCGGGUGGGGGUUGGCAGCCAUUUUUGGAUGAUAUUAGUAGAGGCUCAAGAGUUUGGGGUGAUAUCCUUUUAUUUGCUACUGGUAAUGUUCAAUUGGGAAUGUUUUACUUGUCACAAAUUAGAAUUGUUGUUGGUAAUGGGUGCAAAAUUAGUUUCUGGGAAGACAAUUGGGCUGGUGAACAAAGUUUUAAAGAGCUGUUUCCAAGAUUGUCUUUGUUAUCAAUAGAGAAGGAUACCAAUCUUGGGAUGAUAUUAGCAAAUAUAGUUGAUUCUGGAAGUUGGGGGUUGGAGUUCAGAAGACCGCUUAGAGCAUGA